Molecule: messenger RNA, 638 nt
Organism: Amphibalanus amphitrite
Lineage: Eukaryota; Metazoa; Arthropoda; Thecostraca; Balanomorpha; Balanidae
Product: myb-related transcription factor, partner of profilin-like
Exons: 3
Coding region: 135-638 (167 amino acids)
Source: RefSeq, a predicted model, not a curated record
UCAGCCAGAUUGGCGCCGGGGUUCGGGCGGCGGGUCGGUGGGCCAAGUGGUAAUUAGGGCCGCGCUAGGUGAUCCAGCCGCUGCGGUCAGUGUGUGUGCGGCGGUCCGCGGCGCGGCGCGGCGCGGUGUCGGAGAUGAGUGUACUGCACCCGGAGAGGAACAGGAUGGGCGUGCCUCCGGGGACACUGCUGGGUCACGGGAUGGCGGCCGGCGGCGGGCACCACCAGCGCUCCCCGUUCGGCAUACAGGAGCUGCUGGGACUGCACCAGGAGCCGCGGACCGGGCUGCCGCCGCCGCCGCCGCCGCCUCCGCCGCCACCACCGCCUCCGUCACAUACACCGCCCUACAGCCGGGCGCCACUCUUCGCGCAGCCGAGUUUCGACCACCUGAACUCCGUGGCCACAUCACGGAUGUACCAGGCGGCGGCGGCAGCGGCAGCAGCUGGCUUCCUGCCUUCCGGGGUACAGGGCCACGGCGUGCCGACCACGGGCGCAGGGGCGCAGUUCGCCGGCUUCGACCUACGGGGGAUGGAGCACACACCCAACACAGGUGUGUGGGACGCACCCGACCGACCGAGCAGACACGGCACGCCGGCCCGACACGACCACAAUGGCUCUCCUGAACAGUACACCAAUUAG